AUGAUAGUACGGACAUACGAAAAAUUGCUAGUUUUUGAAUGUACGUAUGAUAACAAAUCACGUAAAGUUUGUAUAUCUCUUCUUAAUGGUAUAAUAUGUGAAAGCUUAGAAAGAAACGAAUUUUCUUGCGAGUCUAGUAGUCAAACAAUAAGUGAAAGUCAGAACGGAUAUGAAUUUCUUGAUGUUGUUAGCAGUUUGGAAUUAGAAGUUAAGACAGAUUCUGAGUCAAUUAUUACUUGCGAAUAUGUAACUACAUCUUUGUGUUCGGGAAAGAGAUUUUCUAUGUGGGAAGCAUGUGAAAAGUUUCUUAAUGAAUGGGCCAAAGAACAAGGGUUUCGUAUUGUAAAAGACCGAAUUCAACGUGAAGAGGAUACUAAUACAAAAAAGACCCAAUGUCCUUUUUUGGUUAAUACUUCCUGUCCAAAAGUUAAUAAUCCUGAAGGUACUAUAGUCGUCAACAAGAUAGUAUAUGAACAUAAUCAUCCAUUAAAUCGUGAGUUAAUUGUGUUUGAAGAUGCCAAGAAAUUUACCGAUUCAAUGCUGGAAGAUGUGAAGUUCAUGACUAUGUACUGUAAAUUUAGAGCAACAGUGCAAAGGAAAUUUCUUGAAGGAAAGUAUCCAACCUAUCCGAUUCACUCGAAAGAUCUAUACCGUAUAAUCCAAAGAUUUCGGCCUACUGCUAAGUCCUUGUCAAAUGACACUGCACAGAUUUCAAAUUGGUUAGACCAACAAAAGGAAAAGAAUUCACGUUGGGUCAUUGCCCGAGGCUGA
Messenger RNA from Cetraspora pellucida, 771 nucleotides. The record is from the annotation of a GenBank genome assembly. NCBI's taxonomy places the organism in Eukaryota, Fungi, Glomeromycota, Glomeromycetes, Diversisporales, Gigasporaceae.